UUUUGCACAGCUUGUCCAUCUUGUUAGUCCUGUGCCAGCUACAGCAUGCAUGUCUGCCUAUCUGUUGUUUUGUGGCUUCGUGUCUGACAUCUCACUUUGAUCUCCAGCAUCUGCUGCUCUUCAGCAACUCCUUCAGUACCGUGCAAAGAGGGCACAGAUUCGGCUUAAGACCCCUUGGUGGGUCCUGAACCAAAGAUCUACAGCAGAUGUUCUAACUUUCACGAUGGGUGUAAAUCAGCCUUCAUUCUGGAGGGAAAGGCCCCAGCCGAGUCCAGCAAGGGGGAUGGAGGUGGCGGGAAUUCUGGUUCCCUCAGCCCUGGCCCUGCUGCUCUGCUAUUGACCCAGGCAGAGAUCCCCGGGCCCUGGCAAAGCGAGAGCCUGCUGGCAGAGUCCUGGUCCACGAUGGGCGACGUGGACCCUGAGGACACUAAGAGCCUGGACAGCAAUGACGGGGCGGUUCUGGCCGGAGAGGAGAACCAUUCCUCCAACUCUGACAUGGUCCACCUGGAGCGAGAGGAGGCUGAGAUGCUUGAGGAGGCAGAGAAGGAGGCCGCAGAGGAGGAGAGGGUGAGGAGAACAGAGGAAGAGGAGGAAGAAGAUGAGGAGCUGCAGACGAGUGUGUUGAGUGUUUUAGGCGGUGAGAGGGAGCUGGUUGAGCUCAGGGAGGAGGAGGAGCAGGACCUCCAAGCCCCAGAAACUGAGGGGCUCCUGGUGUCAUCAGAGGAGCCUCACAUGGAGAGGGAGCCUGCAGAGUUCAGGCAGGUGGUUCCCCCGAUGGCCCUGCCUCCUCUGCCUAUCGUCAGGUUCGAUCCCCCCUCCACAACAUCCACCCCGGUCCCUUCAACCACAGCCUCUGAAGCUGAGGAGCUUUAUUCUUCUCAGGGUCUCCACCCUCCAUCUAUCCUUGCACCAAUAGCAGCAGAGCCGCAGACAGAAAGUCUCGAGCAACUAAAAUUCUCACAGAUUCCCCUCUCAGAUGUGGAGGAACAUUCAAUUGAAGCCUCUCAAGCAGCACCAGAAAAGCUGGAGCCCACUGCUUUACCAAAGACUACCAAACCUCUGAGCUCCACUGAGCUGAUAUGUGGAGGUGCUGCUUUAGUAGCCAUUGUUGGAGUAGUGGCAUAUGGUGCUGUGGCCUACUGCAGAAAGUAGAAAACCACUCACUUAAAACCAAUCACCCUUUCAACACAGGGCUUUUGUUUAAAAAUCUAUUCCAACUGAAAUAUUCCACUUCACUCUCUGAAUUCAGGAUCUUACUCUCUUUGACACUCUUUGUAUUGUAGUUAUUAAUUGACACAUCAAUUAGAUUUUUCUGUUUCGUUUUGUCCUACCUCAGCUCACAGCAGAGCUCAUGGCCUUUGUUUUUCUGGAUACAAUAGAUCUCAGAGGAAACUUAGCAAAAUGUAAACCUGAGAAUGUAAAAUCAUGUCAUUUUAAAGAAUCCUGAAACUUGAAA
Micropterus salmoides (largemouth bass) is the source of this 1456-nucleotide messenger RNA. RefSeq lists its product as uncharacterized. The record is from RefSeq and is a predicted model, not a curated record. NCBI's taxonomy places the organism in Eukaryota, Metazoa, Chordata, Actinopteri, Centrarchiformes, Centrarchidae. The transcript is spliced from 3 exons. Bases 403 to 1152 code for a protein of 249 amino acids.